Trypanosoma theileri is the source of this 1602-nucleotide messenger RNA. RefSeq names its product transmembrane protein 184C. NCBI's taxonomy places the organism in Eukaryota, Euglenozoa, Kinetoplastea, Trypanosomatida, Trypanosomatidae. The transcript has a single exon. Bases 1 to 1602 code for a protein of 533 amino acids. Gene Ontology annotation, molecular function: transporter activity. The record is from RefSeq and is a predicted model, not a curated record. Gene Ontology annotation, biological process: transport.
AUGGUGGAGCAUGAAGUAAACGGCACUGACGAUGGAUCGUCAGUUCCCAUUAUGAGUCUUGACAUGACAUGGACGUUAAACCCCAGCGUCACAUAUGCAGCAGGUGUUUUUGUAGUGAUUGCUUGUAUUUUGUCAUUUGCCGACACGCGUGAACACUUGGCUCGAUUUGACUACCCACAAAUGCAGAUCAUUAUAAUUCGUAUCAUUGCAAUGAUUCCCAUAUAUGGAAUUUUUUCACUUUUGUCACUUGUCCUUGUAAAUAUGCGUUUCUUUCUCGAGACUAUACGAGACACAUACGAGAGUUUCGUCCUAUAUAUGUUCUUUAUCCUACUUUUAAAGUACUGUGGUGGUGAGGGACAAUUGUUGCGCUCACUAAAGGCAAAACGUUAUAAAGGCGUACAUCUAUUUCCUGUUUGUUUUUUGCCAAUGUAUCCACUUGACACCGCGUUCUAUCUUCGAUGUAAACGUUGGGUGUUGCAAUGUGCUCUGAUAAAACCGUUAUGCUCCUUUCUCGCUAUGGUGCUCCAUCCUAUCGGCGUUUACAAUGAAGGUGACUUCUCACUAAACAAUGCAUACACUUAUGUGGCAAUCAUUAUUAACUUCAGUCUUACAAUGUCGUUAUAUUACCUCGUUCUAUUUGAGGUUGAACUUGAGAAGGAGUUACACUACGCAAAACCUUUUCUUAAGUUUUUGUGUAUUAAAACAAUUAUUUUCUUUAGUUUUUGGCAAAGUGUUAUGGUGAGUUUGCUCGUAAAGGCAAACUUACUUUAUACAGGUAAGACAGAACAUGAACAGGAGCGUGUCGCUGCAGCUAUUCAAGAUCUUCUUAUGUGUUUUGAAAUUCUUCCUGUCGCACUUAUGCACCGUGCGGCCUUUGGGCGUAAAAAAUUAGAUGAAGAGAUGGCUGCUGUACCCAUGUACAUUAAAGACGAAAGCAACCGUAAUAUUCGAAGUAAUAUUGACGCAGCCUUAAGUAUUAAUGACGUUAUUGAAGAUACUCUAGCCACUAUUUUUUAUCGCCGAGGUAAACUUGUGGAUCAGGAAAAUACCGAAUAUGAUAAUCCUGAUGACAUGGAUCAAACCAAUAGUAAUAAAGCGAAAGGUAAUGCCAUUUCAGCAUCUCCGACGCCUGGUUCUGCUGUUGGUGGUGGAUUUGGUGAGAUGGACGAGGCGAUGGUGGUGUAUGGCCGGGACCCAACAGUGGGGGAACUCGUCCAUCAUGCGAUCGCAACAGACUACGGCGUGCGGGCGGACGGUCUGCUGCACUUUGAUGAUGACAGCGAUAGAGAAGAACGUAAUCGUGAUAUGAAUUUCACGGACACCGAUGUUAUUAUGCGUCGCACACGGCAUGAAGAGGCGAGUGAGGCGGUAAAAGUGGACACAGAACUUCUGCAGAGUCAUCAAACACAGAUGCAGACAAACACGCCACAAAUUUACUGCGUUGUGUGUGGUCGAUUUGAUCGUGAAAUGGUGCGUCGGAAAAAUGGCUACAAAUGCAAAGAGUGUAUUGGUGUCAAGAGUAAGGCGUUGUUGCGUACCUACCAGAGAGAGACACUACAGCCCAGUGAUGAGGGUUCUCUUGGUCCACCAAAGUCAAAAUAA